Molecule: messenger RNA, 2892 nt
Organism: Myiozetetes cayanensis
Lineage: Eukaryota; Metazoa; Chordata; Aves; Passeriformes; Tyrannidae
Gene: SIAH3
Product: siah E3 ubiquitin protein ligase family member 3
Exons: 2
Coding region: 258-986 (242 amino acids)
Biological process (GO): proteasome-mediated ubiquitin-dependent protein catabolic process; multicellular organism development
Cellular component (GO): cytoplasm
Molecular function (GO): ubiquitin conjugating enzyme binding; ubiquitin protein ligase activity
Source: RefSeq, a predicted model, not a curated record
AAGGAUAACAUUUCUGUCCUUUCCAUUGGCCGCCCCGCUGCUGCAAGCCUCUUCCCGUCUUAUUUUGAUGAUGAAUAUGAAGGCAUGCUAAGCUGUGCCGGAGAGUAGCUCUCGCCAACUGCACUCCCUCCCCGGGCUCAAGGACUCAGGGGCUCCCUGGCUGUUUCCCCUGCCCACUGCCAGCAGCAGCAGCAGCAACAGCAGCAGCAGCAGCAGCAGCAGCAGCAGCAGCAGCAGCAGCAACGCCAAAAGUUGUGAUGCUUUUCUUCACCCAGUGCUUUGGGGCUGUGUUAGAUCUUAUUCACCUGCGGUUUCAGCACUACAAGGCAAAGAGGGUUUUCUCAGCUGCCGGGCAACUUGUCUGCGUCGUCAACCCAACACACAGCCUCAAGUAUGCACCGACCCUCUGUGCAACUGCGCAGACAUCCACGGAGCAAGGCAUCCUUCCUCCCUGCCAUCAUCAUGAAGCAGUGCACGACCCCCAGCUGGUUCCCUGCAUGUGCCCGCUCUUUUCCUGCCCAUGGGAAGGGCACCUGGAGGUGGUGGUGUCCCACCUGAGGCAGACCCAUCACAUCAACAUCCUUCAGGGUGCAGAGAUUGUCUUCCUGGCCACGGACAUGCACCUGCCCGCACCCACAGACUGGAUCAUCAUGCACUCUUGCCUUGGCCACCAGUUUUUGCUGGUCCUCAGGAAGCAGGAGAAGUAUGAAGGCCACCCGCAGUUCUUCGCCACGAUGAUGCUGAUCGGCACACCGACCCAAGCCGACAACUUCACCUACCGGCUGGAGCUCAACAGGAACCAGAGGCGCCUUAAGUGGGAGGCGACCCCCAGGUCGGUACUGGAGUGUGUGGACUCUGUCAUUUCGGAUGGGGAUUGCCUUGUGCUGAACACUUCCCUGGCUCAACUCUUUUCCGACAACGGAAGCCUAGCGAUAGGAAUUGCAAUAACGACCAGCAAAGUUCACAACUCCGAAGCUGAAAUGUGAGGGGGAAGAGGAGCAGGAGGAGAAACAACAGCAACAACAGUGGUGCUCUAGCUGCCUUGUGAGAGCCAGAACUUGCAGACUUUUCGGGGGGGUCUCAGGUCUUUUAUGGUAUUUAGUACUCGUCCACAGUGGGCAUUAUGUAAACAUCCCGUGGUUACGGUCUCUGUGUAAUGUAUUUACCAUUUUGUUAAUACAAUUUUAUUAUAAAUUUUAAAGAGGCUAAUCAAUUUCUUGUAGCCCUCCAGCAGCACUGACAACGACACAUGUUAAUGAGAAGUACACCCAGGGUGGCUCACAGAAACCUUUGCUCUGAGAAUGCUAUGCAAAAUAUGUUUCCUCCAUCACCUGCCUAAUUGACUGGAGGCCCCUGUGCCUGAUGAAAGGUCAAGUAUUCCACUAAGGGACAAGAGCACCCAGGUUUCCAUAUCAGCAAUAGUGAUUUAACUCUUGUACUCUGGUCACAACCAAGCCCUGUAGGAGCCCGCAGUUUCACAGCUCCCUUCAGCUUCUGAGGGAACAACUUCCCCACUCGAACACUGAAAGCUUCAGAAAAAGAAGUCACCACCUCUACUAAGCAAGGGCCUGGGAAGCCUCAUCCUGCAUUAAAUUUAGGACAGCUAGUGGGUGGUCACAGUGAGCACGGUUAAAUAUCACUCUUGUAUCAUACAGGGUAGCGAGAGGUUGCUAGGUGGUCUGGCUACAGUAGUGAAAUAACCAUAACCAGUCAUUUGGGCAUUCAUCUUCUUAGCUGCUAUUUCUUUAGGCAUCCAAAAAGCAAUUUUCAGAAAAUAAAGUAUAAGAACAGUCCUAAGCUCAGCACCGAUCUUGCUGUGGAAUUCUGUGCCCCUUAAACCCACAGGUUGUGCUGCUAAAUAUUGAUUUAAAACAUUAUAGACAUGAGAUUCAAAACACACUCCUUAAAAAAAAAAACACCACCUAUUUUUUUCCUUCCAUACAUUUUGGGGGCAAGGGAAGAGUGAUGGUCCCCUUCUUCUGCUGAGGGUGUUUUACAAACAGUGAUGAUCAUAGACAUGGGCUUCUCUAAGAACAUCUUCCUUGGAUGGCUCCUUGGGGAGAGCUGGAGGCAGGAACUGGCCACUCAGUUCCAUCUGCAGUAAGGCCUGUUUCCUCCAUAGCUAACAACAACAGAGAAAUCCCACUGCAGAAGGUGACAUGUUGAAGGAGGGACCUCUACAGGAAUUGUGACACAUGAGAAGCAUGGGAAACUGUCUUUUCCUGUUUUCCCUUCUGCCUGUGUGUGGCUGUGGUCUGGCUGCUCCUGAAUGCUUUGUCAAGAAACAUCUGGUCGGUUGGGUCAGUUAGUAGCUAGAGACACUGAGGGUCAUAGCUUGACUUCCUUGGAAAGCCAAGGAAGGGGGGAAAGCAAGCUAAAAAUAGCCCUUCAGUGCUUCAAAAUGCAUCUCACUGUAGCUAACUUUGGGUAGGCAAGAAUACUGAUGCUGAUCUCUCCCACCUGUUGCUCUCCUGAGAAUUAUUAUGAAUUAUGCAUGCAGUGAAAUGAAUUGAAGUUUUCCUGAGAUGAAUGCCAUGCAGGCAAUAUCUUCUGAGACAUAGAUGCACAUCAACCCCCUUACCUGGACUUUCAUAGCAGGUCAGAGAGGAGCUAGGGUCUCUUCAACAGCCUGCUCGUGACCACACAAGCUGAGGUCCAAAGAAGUCUCACGGUCCCUGUAAGAAUACGCUGGAGUACAGCUACACAUUUAUCCCACCUCUGAAUUCAGAUGGCCAGGGAGGGACAUGCUGAUUUGCAGUGCUACACUGGAACAUGCAGGUUUCAGAGCAGCUUGCUUUUCCCCCGCGAUGUUAAAUAUUCAGAACCAGCAAAUGCUGCCCUUUCCUUAACUGAUAGCAAUAAAUAAAUCAUUGGUGCUUUUGUGGACUGAAA